This is a messenger RNA of Astrephomene gubernaculifera, 712 nucleotides long. NCBI's taxonomy places the organism in Eukaryota, Viridiplantae, Chlorophyta, Chlorophyceae, Chlamydomonadales, Astrephomenaceae. The record is from the annotation of a GenBank genome assembly.
CUAGCACCUAUAAGUCGCGCUUGGUUAUCUUUACACAUACAGUUGACCCCUCUCCAUUACACAAUUUAUUCUCUUAUCCACCAUUCCAGUUAUUAUAUUCAUGGGGUUGAUAAUAAGGUGAUGCUAAACGUCGUUGUAAAUUGGCUAUAGCUUUCCUGAGGAGCGCAACAGUUGCCCCACCAUGGCUGGAGGGAGAAGCGCCAACCGCGAGGCUCGCGAGCAACUAGUUCCCAAAGGAGAUGGCACAGCAGCAGCAUCUUCCUCUUCCAUCCACAGCUUUCCCCAGUAUGAUCUCCCGCUUCCUGGGACGUCAUCGCUGGCUGCGGAUGGCGUCGACUCAACCCCAGCCGAUGCGCUUAAUUGUCCAUGGAUCCCGCUUCAGGACGGAAAGGAAAGCCCCCCUCCUGCAGCCGCAUCGGCAUCGGCAACACCUGGGACGGCGGCAGCCCCGACGCCAGGCUCAUCCUCCACAAUUCCUCCAUCAGUCGGGGUGACCGCUGUGUCCGGCGGGGGCUCUGUGGUGCCUAUGGAGAUCCAAGAAGCGCUGCUGCCCGCCCCGCCCCCCGCCCCCCCCUUCCGCCACCCGCUGCCCCCCCGCCAGCGCGUGUGGAGUGUGGUGAUGUUCUGCCUGGUGGCGGCGCUGCUGUUCGCCGACCAGAACCUGCUGGCGCCAAAUCUCACCGCCGCCGCCGCCUACUUCCACAUGAACGAG